This is a messenger RNA of Syzygium oleosum, 2228 nucleotides long. Its product is annotated as protein DGS1, mitochondrial. Lineage: Eukaryota; Viridiplantae; Streptophyta; Magnoliopsida; Myrtales; Myrtaceae. Gene Ontology annotation, cellular component: mitochondrial outer membrane. The record is from RefSeq and is a predicted model, not a curated record. The transcript has 14 exons. Bases 132 to 1922 code for a protein of 596 amino acids.
CUCCUCGCACUCCAGAGAACAUCUUCCUCUCCGCCGCACUGCAGAGUCGCAGUCGGCUCCGUCGGUCGCGAGCCGAAUCCACUUCCUCCCCAUAGCUCAGACCAGAGCGCUGCCUCAUUCCCCGUGCAUCCAUGGAGGCUCCGGCGCCGGAAACCGGAUCGAAGGACCUGAAAGCCCUCGCCUCGCUGUACUCGAGCUACGUCUGGAACCGCCUCUUCGGUUCCUCUCCCUCCCCCGGCGGUUCCGGUUUCCUCGGGAAAAUCUCCGGCCUGUACCGCCGGACCGCUCGCCCGAGGUCCCGCAGGCGCACGUCCCGUCUUCCUCUUCCGCUGCCUUCCAAUUCGGCCGACCGCUCCGUGGUUUUGACCGAGGCAUCUAGAGUUUACGAUGUCCUGGAGGAUAUUAUGGCACAUAUAUUAUCGUAUCUGCAUGACAUUCAGAAGCAUUUGGAGUUUUGGCAAACGCGAGCUGAGGGUUCUAAUGGUCGAAAGAUGUACUUCAUGAUUUUUGAGAGAGGGCCUCUUGCUUUCGUAGAUGAAACAGUUCGGUUGUUACAACAAUCUGUCGCAGAGGGUUAUUCAUCGCAACACCUUUGCCGCUCUGCAUCAGCACACAUAUCUGAGAGGAUAACCAUUUUGACUUACUUGAGAUGUUCGCUUGCUUCUUUUCUAGCCGAGGUCUAUGUUGAAGUUGACAAACGGGGAGAAGAAUUGGUCAAAAGCCCGGAGAAAUCUCUUCCAUCUUUAUUGGUCGUUAUGGACGGUUUAUUUUCAAAGUUGGAGGAAUCCAUUGGCUCUUUGCCCCUGCAUAAUCAGAAUAAUUCUUCUCCCGAUGGAAGCUAUUCUCAUCGGCUUGCAUUUCAUAGUUUGCCCAAAGUAAUUCAGGAGGGAUCUCAGUGGACAGAUUGUGAAAUUAGUGAUGCUAUCAAUUUGAUUUACCAGAACAUACAGAAACUUGAGUCUUACUUAUCUUUUGCGGUGGCCAAGUACAAGAAGCCAAGAAAAGUUACUCAGUACUGGAUUAGCUAUACAUGUGGAGCAGUUGGAUUUGCUGCCUGCUCUAUGUGGCUGGUCAGGCAUAGCAGCUUGGUGGGGAGUUCUGAUAUUAACAACUGGAUUCGUGAAGCGAGGGACUCUACACUUAGCUUUUUCAAUGAUCACGUAGAGCAACCGCUUUUGUCCAUCAGAGACGAACUCUUUGAAACAUUCAGGAAGAGACAUGAAAGUGCGAUGGAGCUUGAAGAAGUACAUUUAACUUCCAAAUCUCUCCAUAGAAUGUUGAAGGCUUUCAGCGAGCAGACUGAGGGCCAGAAGCUGCCAGAGGAUGCAUCUGAUCAGCAAAUGCUAGAAAUAGUUAUGGCCAGAUAUGAGAAGGAACUGAUGCAUCCUGUGAAGAAUCUUCUUAGUGGAGAGCUUGCCCGUGCUUUGCUCAUUCAGGUCCAGAAGCUAAAACUGGAUAUUGAGACGGCAAUGCUUGAGCUUAACCAGAUACUUAGAGCAAAUGAAAUCAACUUUGCAAUUCUAGCUGCCUUGCCAGCAUUUUUCCUCUCUCUUAUUCUGCUAAUGAUAAUGAGAGCUUGGCUAAAACAGGAUACUAGAGCUGAAGGAAGAGGAAGAGUUGCUCGUCUGCAAAGGAGGUUACUUUUGGUGGAGAUUGAGAAACGAAUUAUGCAGUACCAGAAUUACAUUGACCAAGGACUAGAAAAUGAUGCACGGUGCAUGUAUGGCUUGAUGUUGUACAGUCUAGAUCGCCUAUACCUUGCUGUUGAGAGGCAUGCAAGAGCAACUGGGGAAUGGCCAUGGUUGAGACAAGAUAUCAUCGACUUGGCAAAGCCUGGCCUUCAGACGACGUACAAGUUCAAAGUGACAUCACGGAUGGAGCGGAUGUAUGACUGCCUGCUCCCUUCACCAAAACGCAAGUAGCACCUUUGAGCGUUCCACAGACCCAAAACUUUUUGGAGGGUCUGACAAUUUUAUCUUCACACAGGAUAAAAGCGAUAGGCAAAUGUAUUGAAUUUUGUUUGGCUAAUUUUAGGAAGAGGAAAGUGAUUCGCUCGUCAUUAGUUCCUUGCCUUCAAUUUGAGGAACUUCUUUUUCUUUGUUUCUUUGUUUGCUUAGAAGGUGUCGGACUUCGUGGACAUAGAUAUGAUCUCCAUGUACUGGCGUAGUCACAGUAAAUUGCGCGACAUCUGGUAAUAAGAGACAAUUUGCAAGUGGAGCACGACUUAA